Messenger RNA from Armigeres subalbatus, 904 nucleotides. Its product is annotated as protein-lysine N-methyltransferase CG9154. Gene Ontology annotation, biological process: methylation. The transcript has 3 exons. The record is from RefSeq and is a predicted model, not a curated record. The coding region runs from base 167 to 856 and encodes 229 amino acids. Gene Ontology annotation, molecular function: protein-lysine N-methyltransferase activity; nucleic acid binding. NCBI's taxonomy places the organism in Eukaryota, Metazoa, Arthropoda, Insecta, Diptera, Culicidae.
AAUAAAAACAAAGUACGCAGCGCUAAACGCGAAUGAGUUGUGAACGAGAAAAAACAUUUUUACUUACCAAAUUUAUUUACUGAUUCUUCGUUUGUUUUAGAAUUAGGUCGUUUUUUGAAAAUUAUUGUUAAAUUAUUUUCCGCGGAUCUCGACUCAAGCAAAUAAUAUGUCUCAGACCAACCAGGAGGCCAGCGAUAGUGAUGAAUGCCGCUUACCCGCCGACACGAUGCUCAUUCUUCAAGAAUUCUUACGGCAGAAAGAAUUACGCGAGAAGGCCGAAGAAACAGACGAGGGAAGGUUCGAAGAAAAUUGGCAACUGAGCCAAUUCUGGUAUAAUGAAGAGACUAAAGUGAAUCUGACUCGAAUUGUUAGUCAUUUCAAGGCUAUGUUUGAAACGGACGAGUUUCGAGUAGCGCUGCUUUCGUCGCCAUCGCUCUAUCAUCAUGUUAAAAAGGUGGUCAACAACGCGAAUUUCUCAUCUAUUUUACCAGUGACAUUAUUUGAAUUCGACCAACGAUUCGCAUCCAUUGGACAGGAUUUCAAACAUUUUGACUACAACCGGGCGACCGAGCGCGAUUACUUGGAAGAGUUCAGGGAAUCUUUCGAUCUAAUUAUUGCGGAUCCUCCAUUUUUAUCGGAAGAAUGCAUCGAGAAGAUGGGCAGCAUAGUUCAUAAACUUGCUAAACCCAAUUGUCGAAUCGUUCUUUGCUCCGGAUAUGCUGUGCGAGAGUGGGCCAAGAAGUUCCUACAUCUGGACAUUUGCAAAUUCGAACCGCAGCACGAAAGAAACUUAGGCAACGAAUUUGCUUCAUAUGCUAAUUUCGAUAUAGAUAGUUUGUUAGCAGAAAAAGCGUAGUUUUAUUAAUCGGCCAAAACGUUAUAAUGAAUUAAGCUUUCCUUAUGA